UCGAAAUUGAAGAAAGGAAAGUCGAUCCAAGAGGCUGGCCAAUUGCGGCUUCGAGACUCUGUAGGAGCAGCGUUGGAACGGACGUUGAUGAGAACAAUGGAUUUCAGGCAAGCUUUUUGUACACGAAAGACCUUGCAGCGGCGACUGAACGAGCGUGGAACGAGAGGCUCACGUUAAGUGAAAGUCACGCUAAGUGAGAGUCACACAAACUCACCUUCACUUGUUUUUCGUUAGUCACGACGUCGUUCGCGCUACAUCUCUCACUUUCUUCUGUCCAACUUAGCGACCAAAUCGAACUGCACUACUUGAAGGCACUCGAUCUCCCUUCGCGAUACAUAUAACAAUCAGCCCACAGCAUACCCCAUGAGCGCGGAGGAAGCUCCUGCUACGACCGGCGUCGGACUGCCAAUCAAGGCAGCGGCAACGAGCCAAGUAUUCAACCGACGCACCCUGAAGACUUCCCGGUACACGACUGGAAUGCUCUCGACGUCGGGCUGGGUUCCAUUUGAGAAUCCUUCGUGGCAUACGGUAGCUUCAAACGACGAUGCAACAGCAGCUAAUGCCGAUGUCGAAGAGCUUCUCGCGUGUCAUGAAAGAGAAAGCAGCUCAUAUCAAACGGCAGCAAAGGUCAUAAAUUACAGCAGCAUCGAUGCGAGCGAUGACAACGACGGUCACACGACAGUCGCCGAUAUUCCAAGCGCUCAACUCGUUUACGACUCUUACUUCCGGCACGCAGGAUGGACUGGAUGCGCAUCGCUUAGUCAGGUCAAUCAGCUCGCUGCAGGUCCGUCAGCUACACUCAUUCAACCGAAGCAUGCACAAGGCUCGACAGGCACUAGCACAGGCGCGACGAUUGCAGACGCUAUCACAGUCUUGACUGCAUCUGACACUCAAGUGGAUUGUAUCGACACGCGAAACGUUACAGGCGACGAUGAGCCAGCUGCUGCUGAAGAGUACCUACGAACCAAGAAGAUGAAGCAGGCAAAAGCUUUCUUUCACCCCGAAGAAGAAGCCUGGUUACUGCUGUUUCACAGCAAGGUCAAGGCUGCCGCCGAAGCUGGACAUAACAUCAAACUUCCCGGAGCUUCGGCCGUGGUGAAGGUUUUCAACAAAUUCUUCGAGGAUCGUGUGCUGAAAGAUGAACGUGGCGAGAACUUGCCGCCUCGUCAAGAGCGUGAGGAGAAGUCGAUGAAGAACAAGAUCAUGAAAAUGCACACCAAGAUUUGGCGCCUCCGGGACGUGACGCGCAAGUUGCUGGAAGGCAAGCGGGAUGGGGCUGUGUUCACGCCCACUGUCACUGAGGACGAGCUAAGACAAUAUCUUCUCGAUGGAUCCGUGUCGCUGCAAGAUGCUGAGGUGCUUCUUUUCGUUAAACCUUAGUUUCAAAGUUUGUCGACAGGUAAUCAUGGUGCAGCUAUGCGCACUCAGAUCAGGUUCACUCCACUUCCAGGCACUGGUGGGCACGAUGAAAGCAGUGACAUGCGACUUGCCGCGCAAAUUUCCGUUUACAGUACGCAUCCCAGUACAGUCGCUGAAUGGGGCAGAGGAAGGCUAAAACGCCAUAUGCAAGGGUCGAGUACAA
Boeremia exigua is the source of this 1582-nucleotide messenger RNA. RefSeq lists its product as uncharacterized. NCBI's taxonomy places the organism in Eukaryota, Fungi, Ascomycota, Dothideomycetes, Pleosporales, Didymellaceae. Bases 364 to 1380 code for a protein of 338 amino acids. The record is from RefSeq and is a predicted model, not a curated record. The transcript has a single exon.